Molecule: messenger RNA, 249 nt
Organism: Dentiscutata heterogama
Lineage: Eukaryota; Fungi; Glomeromycota; Glomeromycetes; Diversisporales; Gigasporaceae
Source: the annotation of a GenBank genome assembly
AUGAAUUUAUUUUUAUUAAGAAAACUAGUUUCUGAAUGUGCAGAGAAAAUUAGAAAAGCUGUCGAGUCUCAUUUAUUCAUUUAUGAUGAAAAAUGUUUACCAGCUACACUCAGUAUUGGAGUUGCUGAAAUGAAUUCAUCUGUAGCACAUUUUGAAGACUUGCUUGUGCAGGCUGAUCUAGCUUCAAUUAUUGCUAAACGCCAAGGUCGAAAUCAAGAAGAUGAGGACGUAACCCCUCUAAGAUUCUAG